Messenger RNA from Dicentrarchus labrax (European seabass), 3495 nucleotides. Its product is annotated as CD209 antigen-like protein E. Lineage: Eukaryota; Metazoa; Chordata; Actinopteri; Moronidae. The transcript has 8 exons. Gene Ontology annotation, molecular function: D-mannose binding; fucose binding. The record is from RefSeq and is a predicted model, not a curated record. Gene Ontology annotation, cellular component: external side of plasma membrane. Gene Ontology annotation, biological process: biological process involved in interspecies interaction between organisms. Bases 1603 to 2526 code for a protein of 307 amino acids.
ACAUAUGGAGUUUCUAAAGGCGCCAAAAGCAACGCUGAGUUCUGACACCUUGAUUACUAUCUUCCAAAACUAUGGAAAAUCUCCACAAUCCACAAGUCUUUUGUAAGCAGAUCAGAACCACAUUACACAAUAAUAUUAAUAAUAAUAAUAAUAAUCGCCACAAUCAUUAUAAUUAUCUUAAUAACCAUUAUAAUCACCAUUACAUCGCAAUCACCAUCAUUACUACCAUCAACAACGUCAUUAUCAUUAUUUAUUUGUUGUUUAUUUCCUUCCCCAUCUGUUUCUCUAUUACUUCCUUAAGCCUGUCAAUAUAGAUUUGUUCAUAUAAAUGUAUUAUUAUAUUAAUUGCUGAGUGAGAAACAGAUUACCUGUUAGAAUUUGACUCCUGAGGGAAUCAGGAAUUGCUACUGCAGGGGUGCAGGAACCCAGAGCUCAUUGUUGGAGCUGGGACUACAGUUCCCAGAAUCCUGUGGGGUGUGAUGUCAGCAGGCAGCGGACAGGUUGAGCGGUCUCACAGGUAGCAGAAGAUGGCCCUGGUUGUUUAUAUUACGGGCCGAGGAAAACGCGUUGUUUUCAGGGUAUUAACUGAUGACAGAGCGGAUUCCACAUCGUGGAGACAGAAUGAUUCUUCAGUAUCGGGACCAGGAUCAGAUCUCCUCGAGAGGAACAUAGUCGGCAGGGGAGAUGCAAUGUUUGAUUAGCGGCGUUUAAACCUGAGUCCUGGACAACAGUGGAGCUCUCUUGAACCGAGAGGUAACUGAAGAGCUCUUCAUGGUUAAGGCCGGAUGGAACUGAGAUGUAGGGAGCAUACAGCAUCCAGGAUGCGGUGCACGGGCCCGCAGGUGAGUCGUUUGCGGGUGAUGCGGCCUCAGCAGACUGAGUCUGGGUGUCGGGGAUGAAGCCAAUAUCUUCCCCUCAGACAGAGACUCACUCCCCGAGACAGAGAUGGUGAGAGACAUAGUGACCAUAAAGCCGAAAGGUAGGAUGACAGUCGCAUUUACAGUAAUAGUCAGAUUAAUCAAUAACUGAGAAAGCUUACAGAGCAGCAGGCAGCAAUACGGAUGCAGGGCAACAGCGGCAUUGACAGAGCAGAGGGAGAGCUGGGAAAUUGUGCAGUUUAAAUAGACCGCCAGAUUGGAGGGGAGCACUUGGUUAGUGAUUAUGGAAUAAGGCAUGUCAUGGGUGUAAUCAGCGCAGCUCGAGUUGACUGCCUGAACCAGCUCGCAGGCUUCGCUCCAUCUAUGCACAAUGUCAAUGUCAGCUCACACCUCUGCUGCUGAGUCAAAACAUUGUACUUCCUCAAUCUCACUGUCAAUAAAUAAAGACAAAACAGCUUUAUUUUUUAGAUUCAAAUGUACUUUUAUAUUGUUUAUCUGAAGGGUUUCAUGAUUCCAAUGACUGAACCACUGAAUUAACCAUCUCACUGUGAGUCAAGUUAAAGUUAGGUGGGCUUUUCUUGUAACAGUAAAAUGUGUUUAGUUGUGUAUCUGUGGUUGUGGUCUUGUCCUGCUGUCACUUCCUGUGUUAAAGGCUGUCCAACUCAAAGACAGACACACAGACAGUGAAGCCUCGUCAAGAAUAGGUUCAGUUCAGUUUUUCAAGAUGUCUGCAGAUAUUCUUGCUGCACCAGAUUUGAGCUUGAAUGUGAGAUGUACCAGAAAGGUCAAAGAGAACCAGGGAGAGGAUGAGGAGAAUCAGAUGGAGAUCACAGAGGAUGAAGAGUAUCACGUUGAUCUUGGGCCACAAACAGCCAGAGCACAAACUCAAAAGAAUCGUGCAGCUGUCAAAAGAAGGUGUUUCAAAGCCACUACAGUGACUCUGGGAGUGAUGUAUCUUCUGAUAUUGGCUGGAACCUACAUUCGCUAUAUUUUAGUCACUUUGGAAAAAACCCAACUGCAGACCAGAAACGACCAACUGAGUAAAAACUACAGCCAACUCCAGGGAACACUGUCAGGUAUGGAAGUCAACAACAGUCAGUUUCAGAGCAAUUACGAAGCAAUGAGUAAAAAUCACAGCCAGUUACAGGACAAAAUGAAGCAGCUGAAGGAUAAAACAAAAGGUAUUAAAGUCAACAACAGUCAGUUACAGGAUGAAGUGAAGCAGCUGAAGGCUAAAAUUGAAGGGAAGUGUCCUGAAGGAUGGAGGAAAUUUGGAUACAGUUGUUACUUUAAAUCCAAUGAGUGGAAAACCUGGUAUGACAGCAGAUCUUACUGUCAGAACAAAGGAGCAGAUCUGGUGAUCAUAAACUACGAAGAGGAACAGAAGUUUGUCAAGGAGCUGAAUUUGUAUGGAGAAUCCUGGAUUGGACUACAGGGAACAAAUGGAAAAUGGACAGGAUCAGGACGGACAGGGAAAUGGGUAUGGGAAUGGAAAUGGGUGGACAGUUCACCACUGACACAAAUGUUCUGGGCAUCAGGAAUGCCAUAUGGUUCGCAGAACCAGUACACAGCAGCAUGCUGUGAUACACAAGGAAAAUGGAAAGUAAGCAGUUCUUAUGAUACUAAAAACUGGAUCUGUGAGAAAUAGAUUUCUUGCUUUCUUUAACAACAGAGAAGUGUGCAGUUUUGUCAAAUCAGAUUAAUGUACGUUUUAUAUUUGUUCAGUUAUUCUGUGUUGCAUGCUGAAUAACCUGGAUUACACAGAUAUUGUUUCUCUGCUAUACAUAAGGCUGGUUGGAAGUCAUCCACACAACUACACAUGCACUUACUCUGUAGCCCUACAGGAUUAUUACAAUUAAUGAACUGCAGCUUGUCUUUACUUUGGUUAAUUAAUAAAGUUGUAUUCAGUUAGAUCUGUCUGUGUUUAUUAAGUGACAAUAAUGCCACUGCUGCCAAGUUUUUCCUGUGUCCCCUUUGAUACACCAGCUGCUAAUAUCACUUCCCACUGAGAAGUUUCACCAGGAGAGUUAAACAUCCAUGGAGGUUCAUGUUAAGACUCUUCAGCCUGUUUAAUGUCAAACUGUCUUCCUUUCACACAAAGGACUGCAGUUCAUGUAUCUCACCCUAACAAUAACUGUAGGUUUCCACCAGGAUAAAGACAUUUCCCUGAUCUGUACCAAGGCCUAAUUUACAUUCAUUGCAAGUGUCUCUCAGUUAGCUCUGUCACAAAUCUGAAUGCAAUCAUUAUGUCAUCUCUGUCAUAACAUUAGUCUUUAUAGUCAUGUGUUACUUCCUGUUUUAUUUUGUAGUUGUCCUCCUCUUGUGUUCUGUGUUGUUUUACUUCCUGUCUUUGUCUUUUUCCGUCUAGUUUGAUUGUUUGCCAGCCUUGACUGUGUUCACCUGUGUCUCGUUAGUUUCCCCUCACUAUAUAUUGCCUGUGUUUCAUUCUCCCUCUGCCAGUUUGUCUUUGUACCUUUGUGUUGGUUAUUAACAUGGAUUAGGAUUACAGCUUGUUUUUGGACUCUGCCUCUCCGUAUCUGGUUUUGUUACUUGUGUUUCGUGGACCUCCUGUGUACCAAACCUUCAUUUGUAUUAAGUAAAGAUUUUAAGACUUCAA